Molecule: messenger RNA, 1024 nt
Organism: Amoebophrya sp. A25
Lineage: Eukaryota; Dinophyceae; Syndiniales; Amoebophryaceae
Source: the annotation of a GenBank genome assembly
GCGCCAUCCUAUGCAUGCGGACUGCUUCAAACGAUAUGUUGAUUAGGAAGGGUUGCUUGAGUGUCAUAUGUAGACAUAAAUAGGAAUAGCUACGAAAGAGGUACCAUAGCAUGACAAGUCAAGACGCUGUCUCAACUACAACUAAGUUAGUGGAGGAAGUAGGUGAGGCUCAUUGUGCAGUAUCCAUAACCUAACCUAGCCUUAGUUGGUGCCAUCUUUGGUCAUCGCAAUCACUAAGCAAAAAUCACUACAACCACUAGAGGCAACAAUCACUACAACCACUAGAGGCAACAAUCACUACAACCACGAGAGGCAACAAUCACUAAAUAAGUGAUUAGAGCAAUCGGCUACUAACUUUAUUCCUCAACACUUUUUAUUCCCUUUCUAAUAGAAAAGUGUUGCUGCUGUGUCACCAGCUCGCGCUAUAGUACAGAUGGGCCAGACCACUCGAGGGAGCAGCCUGCGUCAGCCUCCGACAGAUAUUAGAUUAAGGCUUUCUCUAAUGCAUCUUCUAUCCGCAGGAGGGUUUCCAAGGUCUGGAAAAUGCGCACAGGAUGCGUCUUGAGAUGGAUUAAGGUGCGCUCUAAAUAGGGGAGGGCCUCGCCUGGAUGACGCAGCAAGAGCACGCUUCGUUAUGUCAUUAGAUUCGGCGUUUCCGAUAGGUGGGCAAUCUCCGAGAAUCGGCACAGCUUUUCCUGAAGGAGCCGUAGCAUCAGCAGUCGAUACUACUACAACAUCUAGAGAGGAGUUAGAUAGAGCAGCGGAGCCGGAGGUGCAAGCAAGGGCAUCAGGUCCUCUAGGUGGAAUAGAUGUUAAUCAGCGUCGUACACGCCCUCUCGCAAGUACUAGUAGAGAUCAACGUAGUGCACGCCCGUCAAGUAGAAGCACUAGAGGACGUCGCAGCAGCCGCACUGCAGAGGCUCGUUUAGAAGCUUGCCCUUUCGACAUAGUGUGUCCGACAUGUCGUUGCGUUUUUACUGGGCAGAUUCAACCUCUACUAGAAAAAGCAGAAUGCUGUACGCAG